Molecule: messenger RNA, 783 nt
Organism: Penicillium salamii
Lineage: Eukaryota; Fungi; Ascomycota; Eurotiomycetes; Eurotiales; Aspergillaceae
Source: the annotation of a GenBank genome assembly
AUGGCAAGACCAUCGAUAUCCUCGCCUCUGCUCCGACUCCCGGCAGAGCUGCGUCUCAAGAUCUACGAAUAUGCUCUGGCCGUCCCGAAUGAGUACCUGGACAAGCCCCUGAUCGUGAUAGAUGAUCGCGGCAAAUCAUUCACAGCCCGUGGGCAAUACAGAGCCUUAUCUAUGAACCCUCACUGGGAAGGCGAAGAUGGCACUGCGCGAAAGUUGCUCGCCGUGAACCGGCAGAUUCAUGACGAAGCCGAAGACUACCUCUACUCAACCUAUACGCUCUUCUUCCGCAACUCAUUCAAUCUCGAUCGUCUGGCUGCGUUCCUCGGUACGUUGAGCGCGACAGCGCGCAGGCGCAUCCGCAGCGUCGGCUUCGAGAUCUUCUUCUUCGUGCACACGCAGAACGGGGUGCCGAAGCGCUCGCUCCGAGAAUAUGAGCACGCGGGUCGCACGCUUGCGCAGAAAUUACCGUGCUGGCACAGUACACUGCUGUACCUGGAUCCGCGGUUCUAUUACCCGUCUGCCAAUGUGGGUGGUCGGGAUCUCACGGCCCGAGGGGUGUUCGAUCUCGCCACGCGGUUCGGGGCCCUUUGUAAGGAUGUGAGUUUUGUUCCGCUGCCGAGGGGAGAGCAGCAUUUGCUUGAAGAAGCGCAACAAUUUGUCUGGCGCAGUCGGUCACCGCCUAGACUGUCCGAGGAUCGACGAUCCAUCAAGGGUUCCUCAUCACUGGACUGGGACUUGAAGAAAAAUGUCACGCCAAGCCGAUUCACGUCAUCCGUGUUCUGA